CUCUCCUCCUUCUCUCCUCCUCUCUGCAUCUGCUGGUUGCUCUCACCCUCAACUCUUCUGAGCCUCUCUUCCUCUGAGCUUCCGCAACAGCUAUUCACCUCACGUUUUCAUCCAAAGCCACUUCCAAGACACUGAGACCCAACUGUCACCAUGGAGGCCAUCAAGAAGAAGAUGCAGAUGCUGAAGUUGGACAAGGAGAAUGCCAUCGACCGAGCAGAGCAGGCUGAGUCCGACCAGAAGGCAGCGGAGGAUAAAUGCAAGCUGCUGGAGGACGAGCUGCUUGCUCUGCAGAAGAAACUGAAGGGAACAGAGGAUGAGCUGGACAAGUAUUCAGAGGCCCUGAAGGAUGCUCAGGAAAAACUGGAACUGUCGGAGAAGAAGGCCGCGGAUGCAGAGAGCGAUGUGGCAUCUCUGAACCGCAGGAUCCAGCUGGUGGAAGAGGAGCUGGACCGCGCUCAGGAGAGACUGGCCACAGCCCUGCAGAAACUGGAGGAGGCUGAGAAGUCUGCGGAUGAGAGUGAAAGAGGAAUGAAGGUGAUUGAGAACAGAGCCAUGAAAGACGAAGAGAAGAUGGAGAUCCAGGAGAUGCAACUCAAAGAAGCCAAACACAUUGCUGAGGAGGCGGACCGCAAAUACGAGGAGGUUGCCCGAAAACUGGUCAUCCUCGAGGGCGAGCUGGAGAGGGCAGAAGAGAGGGCAGAAAUUGCAGAACUUAAGUGUGCUGACCUGGAAGAAGAGCUGAAGAACGUCACCAACAACCUCAAGUCGCUAGAGGCUCAGUCUGAUAAGUACUCUCAGAAAGAAGACAAAUAUGAGGAGGAGAUUAAAGUCCUGAGUGACAGACUUAAGGAGGCCGAAACCCGUGCAGAAUUCGCAGAGAGGACAGUGGCGAAACUGGAGAAGACCAUAGAUGACUUAGAAGAGAACCUAUCAAAAGAGAAAGAGCAAAACCUAGGAAUGCAGCAAGUCCUGGACCAAACACUGCAGGAUCUCAAUAGCUUGUAAAAUGCCAACAACGACAUCAAACGAAUACAAAUAAGAACAUUUGUUUUGUAAAGGAUCUUUUCUACAUGCCAUCCAUUCCAUGUAAUUCCUCUCUCUAGUCCUGGUUGUUAAAAACAUGUACCCCUUUUUAUAUAUUUAUGGUUCUUUUGUUUCUUCCCCGCUUUUUUAAUAAUGGUUUCGGGUCCAAAUGAUAAUCAGUUUGGUUGCUGGAAAAUGUGUUGUACUUCAAACUCUGAGCACAAAUAAAACUGAUGAAGAUGAUGA
This is a messenger RNA of Gymnodraco acuticeps, 1269 nucleotides long. It is a transcript of the gene tpm4b, whose product is annotated as tropomyosin 4b. The coding region runs from base 151 to 1005 and encodes 284 amino acids. The record is from RefSeq and is a predicted model, not a curated record. Gene Ontology annotation, biological process: muscle contraction; actin filament organization. Lineage: Eukaryota; Metazoa; Chordata; Actinopteri; Perciformes; Bathydraconidae. Gene Ontology annotation, molecular function: actin filament binding. Gene Ontology annotation, cellular component: actin filament. The transcript is spliced from 9 exons.